Messenger RNA from Zootermopsis nevadensis, 3150 nucleotides. Its product is annotated as eukaryotic translation initiation factor 2-alpha kinase 1. NCBI's taxonomy places the organism in Eukaryota, Metazoa, Arthropoda, Insecta, Blattodea, Termopsidae. Gene Ontology annotation, cellular component: nucleus; cytoplasm. Gene Ontology annotation, biological process: regulation of translational initiation by eIF2 alpha phosphorylation. Gene Ontology annotation, molecular function: eukaryotic translation initiation factor 2alpha kinase activity; ATP binding. The record is from RefSeq and is a predicted model, not a curated record.
CUCUAACAACUCCUGCAAGGUCACCAUGCAGACAAAAUUUGUUUCACAGCAAUGUGGUGAGCUCCAAUAUUGGUCUGGUUUGUCCACUGUAACCAGCUUUGAUGCAGGAAGUACAGUUGCCAUGGGUAUGGCAGAUAAUGGCCUACCGCUGCAAGACAUUAAUCAUUUCUCUCCAAGGAGCCUCUUGAUACAGUCACUUGUUGAGCAAUUAUGCAAGUUACUGGCAAAUACUCCAGGGCAGCAGAAGAGGCUCUAUAAUGUUAUCUGCCACAAGCUGCAUCAGAUGAACCUCAUCGAUCAGUCAUACAAUGUGGAGGAAUUUGAGUUCAUGCGCAGCCACUAUCAAAGAGCUCUGUUUCAUCUAUUCACUGUUGCCAAAUCUGUGACAGCUAACAAUGAAAAUGAAACUAAUGUUUUGCUCCAACUUCCCAGGUAUAACCUUGGAAUGUCAAAUAAGCUAUUGCCUUGUGACUAUUCUCGCUAUAGUACAGAGUACGAGCAGCUGGAAUUUAUUGCACAUGGUGGUUUUGGUCGAGUGUACAAAGCCAGAAACAAACUUGAUGGAGUAGAAUAUGCUGUCAAAAAAAUCUGUCUACAGUACCGCAGUGUUCAUGGGUUUCUACACAGUUUACGCGAAGUGAAGAUGUUAGCAAAGUUGAACCACCCCAACAUUGUAUCCUAUAAAGCUGCAUGGUUGGAACCCAUAUCUUCCACAACAAAUAGUCAAUUUUCAGAAGAAGAUGGUAGUGAUAAGACUGACAAUGCAUUGCAACACACAUACAGAACUGCAGCAGAGAAGAAGAUUUAUCACUAUAGCACUGAGGAUGAUUCUCACAGUAUUGUAUUUAAAAACAGCAAAUCCAGGGACAAAGAAGGACUUAGUGACAGUAGUGUGGGUGUCAGCAUUGGUGAACGUCAUGACAAUAAUAAUCAAGAAACAAGUGUUAGUGACCACAGUAACAAUUUGUGCAUAGUCAGUCUGCAGAAGAGAACACUGCCACCUACUCAUUCAUACACAAAUGUAGGGAGUGCUGAUGAUGUUUCGUCAACCACACAUUCUGUAAUGGAACCUGUGUGCAUAGGCAAGAUACCAAGUACAAAAACUUCACAUGAAUCUUCUACUUCAUCAGAUGACAGUAAUGUGUUAGUGGAUAAAGUUAUGGUGAAGUACCAGGAAGCCAAGAAAAUUGCCAAUUUCUGGGAGAUUGAGAAUCCAUAUGCUCAUUUUGAAUCAGCCAUGCUGUAUGUGCAAAUGCAGCUGUGUGAAAGAACAUUGAGACAGUGGUUGGACAUAAGAAAUUCACAAGACUCUCCUGCAGUGGAUGUGAAGCAGAGCAUUGCCAUAUUCCAGCAAAUUGUGAGCGGAGUAUGCUACAUUCACUCACAGAGCAUUGUGCACCAUGAUAUUAAACCUAGCAACAUUUUUGUGAACCACAACCUGAGCCAAGUUCAGGUUGGAGACUUUGGCCUAGCUUGUUGUCUACAACACUCUUCUGAUGAUGUGACAUUGAUGGUGCAGCCAUCAUCUGAGCAUCCAAUCAUGCACAAGGGAGAGAUAGGGACAAAGUUGUAUGCAGCGCCAGAGCAGCUAAGAGGGAAGUGUGAUUCAAAGAGUGACUUGUACAGCAUGGGGAUUGUCUUGUUUGAGCUGCUGCAGCCUUUCAGUACAGACAUGGAGCGCUACAAGGUUAUCAUGCAGCUCAGAUCUGGCCACAUCCCUUCAGAGCUUACCGUGACAGUACCAAAACUGGCCCAGCUGAUUGGUCGCCUUGUGUCUGCUUCACCUUCAGAUCGACCAUCUGCCAGUGAGCUUCAGUUGAUGCUUGUGCCACUAAUAAAGGAAACAAAUGAUGCUGAAAGUAUAGAUGGAGAAAACAAGACAGUUCAACACUUGCUUGCAGUGAUACAGAAGCAGAAUCAUGAGAUUGAGGAGCUCCGGCAGCAGCUUCAAAAAUUGCAGACUAGUGCAGCUGUAAAAUGACAUCUUCAUUCUAUUACAUUAACAUGGCAGGGCAUUUUAUGAUAUUUCAUUAAUUUAUUCUCUUGUAUUGGCCAUGAUUUGCAAAUAGUGUUUUUAAAUGACAAUCUUCAGUCUAGGUAGUUUGUCAUCUCUCGUUAUUUACAAGCAAUGAUCAGUUAAUAUUGGGGUUAUGUUCCUGCAAAACAUGACAUAAGUGAUACAACAUAAAAAGAUUGAAUAUUUCCUGAAAUAGAUUAGACAUGUUCUGCCACUGCAGUACUCUGAAAAAGUAUAGUUCAAUUAAAUAAGUGAAAUAAUAUCAAAUAUUUAGGAAACAAAGUGCAGAUGUAAACCACUCAGUUGAGUGCCUUACCAGCGUAUAAGCUGCUCUUGUUGUACUAACUAACUAGUCGUGCUGUGGCAAUGUUGACUGCCUUGGAGAUUUCAGAGUUUCACUUAUGAUAUGUUUUGUGAUUCAUCUUCAGUUUUAUGGCAGACUUUAGGCUUAAACUUUAAAGUGAGAAUCUUAAGUGGGUCUUGCCUUAUCAUCGUGGUCCUCCUUGUCUUGUGUUCUUCACUAUUCCAUUUAAUCCAAGUUCUAACUAGACAGUUUUUCACUGUGAAAUUCAAGAAACUCACCAAAAUCUUCAGUUUCCAUAUUCUCCAAUCUUAUCUCAUUGGAUAGCAGUGCAUCCUGUAUAAUGACCAUGGCAUUUAUGAUAUACAUUUUCCAAAACUGCUGGGCAGUAGGAUGAUCUAACCUGUCUAUUGCCAUGAUCAACUAUGAAAUAAUCUGAAUACAGCAAUCACACCCUGGUUCAUUGGUUGCAACAAAGAAGCGGUAUUCAGUGGCAUGAACACAAAUUUUUUGUUCUGUCAGCAUUUAUCAAGAUUAAUCGGUUAGGCUCAGGAGUAUGAUUCAAAUACAACUUUUGAGGCAUAUGAAUAACUAAAAAUGAUGGUACAAAUUUUUGUCAGUGUUUUUAAAUUCAUCAAGUGACAUGUAAGUGGUAAUAAUCCCUAGCUUGCCAGUAACAUAAAAAUAAUACAUAGUUAACUGAUAAUGUUAAGUGAUAAUUGCAUGUAUUAUUCAUUCCUAAAAUGUGACCUGUUAAAUUUGUCCAUGAACUUAAAUGCAUGUUGCAAAGUUAUUUAAAUGAGUUUAAUUAAAUAUGAAAAAUUAUUCAAAA